AUGGCACUUUCCAGUAAUGCUCGUUCAUAUCGUGACCCUCAGUCAUCAAGUUCUAUCGAUGCGCUGUCGAUCGUCGACGGCUCUCUAUCACGAUCCAAGAGAGAGAGCCCAAAAUCCAGAGAUAGCCAGUCUCAAUCUACCAGGCCUAAGGAUAAUAGCUACCAUGCUACGAACUCUGUGGAACCUCAUCCAAGAAGUGACAAGAGUAACCCUCCAAAAAAGAUUAGUGAUACUCGCCCUCUCCCCUCUAAACAGCCUGGUCCGCAGCAAUAUUCAGCUGACCCAGCAUCACUGAUCUCCUCCCCGACCAGUGCAAAGGACCUGGCAUCUCAGAUGUACAGCCCAGGUCCACCUCCCUUCGAUAAGCGUUACCCGAGGGAAACCAAUCCUGCCAGGUUGAGGAAUAGCUUCCUUUACUCUCGCCCUACUGAUGACCCAACAUCUGGUACCCCCAGAAUAUCUAGCCACCAUAGUAUGACUAAAUCAGGCUAUCGCCAGUCAAAUCAGCUCUCCAAGAGUUCAACGUCAUUACCAACCAUCAAUGUCUACGAGCUGUUCUGA
Lytechinus variegatus (green sea urchin) is the source of this 561-nucleotide messenger RNA. RefSeq names its product putative protein TPRXL. Lineage: Eukaryota; Metazoa; Echinodermata; Echinoidea; Temnopleuroida; Toxopneustidae. The record is from RefSeq and is a predicted model, not a curated record. The coding region runs from base 1 to 561 and encodes 186 amino acids. The transcript is spliced from 2 exons.